AUGGCUGAGUCUUCCGUCACCGAUUCUCUUUCCAGCUAUUCCGAUACAGAUUUUGCUGAGAUUGUUGUGGUGCGUCAUGGUCAAACAAUUUGGAAUUUUGAAGGAAAAUGCCAGGGACAGGUGGAUAUUGAAUUGAAUGAAGUGGGAAAACAGCAAGCAGAUGCUGUUGCUGAUAGACUAUCGAGGGAACCGAAGAUCUCGGCUGUAUAUUCAUCUGAUUUGAAAAGAGCUUUAGAAACAGCACAAACAAUUGCAUCCAGAUGCGGAGUUCUAGAGGUUGUGAAGGAUUUGGAUCUGCGAGAAAGACACAUGGGGAAUAUGCAAGGACUUGUUUUCAGUGAAUCAGAAAAAACUAAUCCCAUAGGUUACAACAUUUUGAAAUCCAGGAACGAAAAUCAAGAAAUUCCGGGCGGUGGAGAAAGUCUUGAUCAACUGUAUGAACGUUGCAAAUCUGCAGUGCUGAGAAUAGGCAGAAAACAUAUAGGAGAACGUGUUGUUGUUGUUUCUCAUGGAGCAUCGAUCGAAGUACUCUACAAAUGGGCAGGUGCAGAUGGAAAGUAUGCGGGGAAUAUACGCAAUGCAUCUGUAACUGUUUUUCAGUUGUAUGGUGAUGACAAAUGGGUUGUAAAAUCGUGGGCUGAUAUUAGUCAUCUGAGUCCAUAUUGA
This is a messenger RNA of Lathyrus sativus (Indian pea), 666 nucleotides long. The record is from the annotation of a GenBank genome assembly. NCBI's taxonomy places the organism in Eukaryota, Viridiplantae, Streptophyta, Magnoliopsida, Fabales, Fabaceae.